This is a messenger RNA of Metschnikowia bicuspidata var. bicuspidata NRRL YB-4993, 1155 nucleotides long. RefSeq lists its product as uncharacterized. The record is from RefSeq and is a predicted model, not a curated record. Lineage: Eukaryota; Fungi; Ascomycota; Pichiomycetes; Serinales; Metschnikowiaceae. Gene Ontology annotation, cellular component: synaptonemal complex; cohesin complex. The annotation marks the transcript as partial. Gene Ontology annotation, molecular function: chromatin binding; protein binding. The transcript has a single exon. Gene Ontology annotation, biological process: replication-born double-strand break repair via sister chromatid exchange; mitotic sister chromatid cohesion; synaptonemal complex assembly.
AUUAUUCAGAAAGAAGAUGGCGGUCUUGCACAAGCUUGGCUCAUGGCCACAGUCGGCACAUCCAAAACUGCUUACCGACGAACACUGAAGCGUGAACUCAAAGAUGUCUCGAUUCCAAAAAUUUGCGACGAGGUUACUUCUAUAGCUUCAGAAGCGCGUCAUUUGAGAUUGACAUCCAAUUUGUUGUAUGGGCUCUCUUUGAUUUACAAGCAAAAGGUAGCCUACAUGGCUACCGAUUUGUCACUAGUUUGUGAUCGGAUCACAUCGCCAUUAUUCACGAAAAAAGUAGUUUCCCACGGCUAUACUGCGGAUCCAAAAACUUCAGCACCAGUCACUCGAUUAGCUUGUAAACCAGAUAGUGCUAAUUUUGAGAUGGAAUUAGAUUUUUUUUCAGAAUUCCAUGAUUCUGAGGAGGAGGAUGUCGCUUUGAGCAAAUCGGAUCAAAAUGCAUUGGCAAUAAGAUGCCAAGAUAAAGACACCAACGGGGAGACUGGCUUGACCAUAGUCCCUGCCUAUAUCGCUGCUGAUGCAAAGGAUAAACUGUUUAUGGAGUUUAUGGACAAAACAAUGAGUACCAAGGAGAUACUGCUAGAUGAGGAUCUCACCGUUGAUUUUGAAUUCAACCAAGAUGGCGAACUUGUGGGGCACGAGGGGAGCAACCAACUCAUUCAAGAGGCUGACUUUUUGCGCGAUUUGAAUCUAGAAGAGGACCUUGUCGCUGUGAGUGGCUCUUUUGAAGAUUUUUCUAAAUCCAACCAAACCGAUGAGCACGUUUGUCUUCGACUCCAUCGAUCGAAGGCAAUUCCUUUGGACACCGGGGCUGCAAAAACGCAUAAGAGAAGAAAAUUAAAACCAAUCUACGAUGAAAUCACUACCGUGGGUAAUGAGAGAAGGCUCACAGAGAGUCCCUGCAAAAGUUUGUCUUCUCCUAAUUCGGUGUCCAAUGUGUUCUACGACAUGAGUUUGACCCAACCACCAUUUUUGAAUAUGUGCUACAAAAUAAUUUUUGGAUCCUUCUAUACUGCCAGUAUGAGCGCUGCCAACCUCCCUCUGUCAACCAGACACCCGACGAUUUCCAAGCUCGAUUCAUUUUUGAGAGAGUUCGACGAAAUUGAGCAGGGAAGAAAUGUGCCUAGCAGAAGACCAAGUCUGAGU